Molecule: messenger RNA, 1520 nt
Organism: Selaginella moellendorffii
Lineage: Eukaryota; Viridiplantae; Streptophyta; Lycopodiopsida; Selaginellales; Selaginellaceae
Product: auxin transporter-like protein 3
Exons: 8
Coding region: 28-1497 (489 amino acids)
Cellular component (GO): plasma membrane
Source: RefSeq, a predicted model, not a curated record
GAAGUUCUGAGAAUUUCUUGUUUCAGGAUGUCAAAAGGAACAUCAAGUAUUACUUACCCGGUAGGAGGAGAAAUUGAGUUUGUCUGUGCUUCUCAAAGCCACCAACGAAGGCCUAGUGCCACAAGAAUCAGCAAUGUUAGUCUAGAAGACAUUACGAGCACGCUGCUAAAGACUGAACAAGUUGCUGCUGAAUGGUUGCAACUAGUAGCAAAAGUAUUUUGGAAAGGAGGUUCUACGUUUGAUGCAUGGCUGAAUGCAUCCUCGGCUCAGAUUGCUCAAGUAUUGCUAACCUUUCCAUACUCGUUUGCACAAAUGGGCCUCGCCUCUGGAAUGGCAUUCAUGCUUUUGUAUGGACUUUUAGGAUGCUGGUCUUCCUACACAAUGACAUGCCUAUAUGCCGACUAUCGAAAGCUAAAAGAAAUGCAAAACGUCACUUUUGAGCAUCAUACCAUUCAGUGGUAUGAGGUGCUGGACGGUCUUCUAGGCCCCUGGUGGAAAGCAGCAGGACUUAUAUUCAAUGGCGCUCUCCUUUUCUGCACAGCAACCAUUCAACUCAUAGCCUGUGGAAGCACAGUGUACUACAUUAGCGAUGAUCUGGACAAGCGUUCUUGGACAUUGAUUUUUGGUGCCUGUUGCUCGUUGAGCAUUCUCAUCCCCACUGCACACAACUAUAGAAUGUGGUCCUUUGCAGGAAUUAUCAUGACGACUUACACGGCAUGGUAUUUAGCUCUGGCUUCCCUGUCCAUAAAAAGAGAACCAUCUGUGACACACCAUGGACCCGUAAGCACCGAGGAAUAUUUCACAGGAGCAACGAACUUCCUAUACGCAUUCGGAGGUCACGCAGUUACAAUAGAAAUCAUGGAUGCGAUGUGGGAGCCCAAGAAGUUUAAGAGCGUGUACGUCUACGCCAUUGCCUACGUACUUUUGAUCCUUGUGAUCCCGUCCGCGGUGACAGUCUACUUGAGAUUCGGUGACAAAAUGCUGAUAAAUCCCAACGCUUUCGCUGUGCUGCCAAAGACAAAGUUUAGAGACGCGGCGGUGAUUCUCAUGGUUAUCCACCAGUUUAUCGAGUUUGGACUCCUCGCGAUCCCCAUCUAUAUCAUCUGGGAAAAAUUUCUAGGAGUCCAUCACAAGCAGUGCUACAUCAUGAAAGUGAUAGCCAGGGUACCUGUGAUACUGGGAAUUUGGUUCGUGGCUCUCAUGAUCCCUUUCUUCGGUCCAAUCAACUCCAUAGUCGGAUCCUUCCUCACGAGCUCUAGCAUUUAUAUUUUGCCCUGCGCAGCACACAUUACGUACUAUGGGAUCGGAGCAUCGAGAAGCGACUCCGCCGAGCCGCAUUCUUGGAUCGGCGCCUACUACUUGAACCUCGGCACGAUCGCGUGGGUGCUGAUCGUCGGCGUGGGAUUUGGCGCCUGGGCGAGCAUCCAAAACAUGAAGAAAGAGAUCGAUACCUUUGGCUUGUUCGCCAAAUGUUACCAAUGCGACCAAGAACCCUAAAAUUUAAAUUUCAUUCUCAAGAA